AUGACCGGGUUAACCCAAGCCGUAUGUUGGCAAAUCGUUAGGGCGUUCUUUAAAGAAAAGGGUUUAGUUAGGCAGCAACUAGAUUCAUUCAAUGAGUUUGUACAAAGUACCAUGCAGGAGAUUGUAGAUGAGAAUUCAACUAUUGUUUUAUUAGCACACAAUCCUAGUGGCGAUGAAUCGUUAGCUAAGAAGUACACCAUCAAGUUCAACCAAAUAUACUUGAGUAAACCCCCAACAAUGACCGAGGCAGAUGGUACAACUUCUUCUAUGUUUCCUAAUGACGCAAGGAUUAGGAGUCUAACUUAUGCCUCUUCCCUUUACAUAGACAUUACCAAGACCGAGCAAGUAGGCGAUGAAGAACCGGAAGUAAGAGUGUAUAAGCGUGUUCCAAUUGGCACUAUUCCUGUCAUGUUAAAAUCACUCUACUGUGUCUACCAUAAUGUUGAUGAAAGAGAUAUUAACCGGAUGGAAGAGUGUCCUUAUGAUCAAGGCGGGUAUUUUAUUAUUAAUGGUUCGGAAAAGGUCUUGAUUGCUCAUGAACGGAUGGCCUCUAAUUUAGUUUAUAUCUUUAAGAAAUCACCGCCUUCGCCUUAUCUUUAUACGGCUGAGAUAAGAUCAGUACCGGAACAUGGCCAUAGGAUGGCUUCGCCCUUAGCAAUUCGGCUAGUUUCAAGGACUUUAGAUAGUACUGGGGGUUCAGGCCAUUUAUUAAGGGCUCUUCUGCCGCAUGCUAAACAAGAUAUUCCGGUGGUUGUUAUAUUUAGAGCUUUAGGGUUUAUUUCUGAUAAGGAGAUUAUUGAGCAUAUUUGUUAUGAUUUUCAUGAUAAGGAAAUGCUGGCUAUGCUUAGACCGAGUAUUGAAGAAGCUUUUGUUAUUCAGGACCAGGGUGUAGCCUUGGACUAUAUUGGGAAACGAGUUGCACCGGCUGGGUUUUCUAAGGAGAAGCGAAUUAAGUUUGCCAAGACUCUCUUCCAGAAAGAGUUCUUGCCACACGUAGGUACUAAGGAGUUCUGUGAGACGAAGAAGGCUUAUCUUUUUGGGUAUGCUAUUAAUAAGUUACUGAUGGUGGCUAUGGGCCGUCGUGAGCAGGAAGAUCGUGAUCAUUACGGCCGGAAACGCUUAGACUUAGCCGGGCCUUUGAUUGCUGGUCUUUUCCGGACUCUGUUCAAGAAGAUGUGCAACGAACUGGCCAAGCACAUGCAGCGAUGCAUUGAUGGCAAUCGCGACUUAAACCUGGUUAUUGGCCUAAGAACUUCCACUCUAACUCAGGGCUUGCGGUACUCUUUAGCUACAGGAAAUUGGGGUGAGCAGUCUAAAAGUAUGCAGGCCCGAGCUGGAGUAGCCCAAGUACUUAGUCGGUACAACUAUAUCUCUACUCUUUCUCAUUUGCGUCGGGUUAAUACACCAAUUGGUCGGGAUGGUAAGUUAGCUAAGCCGCGCCAGUUGCAUUCAAGUCAUUGGGGGAUGGUUUGUCCAGCCGAGACACCGGAAGGCCAGGCUUGUGGUCUGGUUAAGAACUUAGCCUUAAUGUCGCACAUUUCCGUAGGAGUUAGUUCUGGAGCGGUAGUUGAGUUACUGGAAGAGUGUGGUCUGGAAGGUCUUGAGGAAGUCAGUCCUUCGGCUAUUGCCGGGGCCACCAAAGUCUUUGUUAAUGGUUCCUGGGUAGGCGUUCAUCGGGCCCCGGCUGUUCUGAUCAAGACUUUGAAAACCUUGCGGAGAACGGGAGAGAUAUCAAAAGAGAUAGGAAUUGUUAGAGAUUUACAAGAGCGCGAAAUUAGAAUCAACACAGAUGGAGGCCGAGCCGCUCGCCCGCUCUUUAUUGUUGAAAAUGGCGGACUAGUGAUUGAGCGGUUCUUAGAUAAGUAUGGCAGCACUGAUUAUACGUGGUCCCAACUGAUUCAGGAAGGGUGCGUGGAGUAUUUAGACGUUGAGGAAGAAGAAACAGCAAUGAUUGCCGUUCGUCCAGAGGAUAUUCAUAAGGAAGCCGGUGAAAUAACCUAUACGCAUUGUGAGAUCCAUCCGGCCAUGAUGCUAGGUGUUUGUGCUUCAGUUGUUCCUUUCCCGGACCAUAACCAGUCACCAAGAAAUACUUACCAAAGCGCUAUGGGAAAACAAGCUAUGGGGGUGUAUGCCACCAACUUCUUAAUGCGGAUGGAUUCACUUAGUAAUGUUCUUUGCUACCCACAGAAGCCCUUAGUAGCGACUAAAAGUAUGGACUUCUUACGCUUCCGGGAAUUACCUUCGGGACAGAAUGCCAUGGUGGCUAUUGCUUGUUACACGGGGUACAACCAAGAAGACAGUGUGGUCAUGAACCGCGGGGCAGUUGAUCGUGGGCUUUUCCGGAGUUUCUUCUAUCGUACGUACAGUGAUCUGGAAACCCGGGCUAAGCCGGAGGAGCAGGAGUGUUUUAUUAAGCCUGAGCGACGAACUGUGCAACGUAUGCGUAAUGCUAAUUAUGAGAAGCUUGAUUCGGAUGGGCUGAUUUUGCCGGGGACCCGAGUAACGGGCGAGGAUGUUCUGAUUGGGAAGGUAGUUAGUACGCCGGAAGGGCUAAGAGAUGCAAGUACAGUUAUGCGAGGCACUGAAAGUGGAGUGGUAGAUCGGGUGAUUUUAACAACUAAAGAUGGAUAUAGAUAUGCUCGGAUUAGAGUGCGUUCGGCCCGUAUCCCGCAAAUGGGAGAUAAGUUUGCCUCGCGACACGGCCAGAAAGGAACAAUUGGUAUAGUUUUACCUCCAGAAGAUAUGCCCUUUACAGCAGAUGGUAUUACACCGGACAUUAUCAUUAAUCCGCAUGCUAUUCCCAGUCGAAUGACCAUUGGGCACUUAGUUGAGUGUUUGCAGGGUAAGGUUAGUGCAAUGACCGGUAUAGAAGGCAAUGCAACUCCUUUUGAAGGACAGAGCGUGGAGGCGAUUGGUGCUGAGCUGGAAAGGAACGGUUUCCAAAAGCGAGGGUUUGAAGUAAUGUACUCCGGCUUAACUGGCCGUAAACUGCGCACGCAAAUCUUUAUAGGUCCCACCUACUACCAGCGGCUUAAGCACAUGGUGGCAGAUAAGAUUCAUGCCCGGGCCCAUGGUCCCGUCCAAAUUCUGACGCGGCAGCCGGUUGAAGGACGAAGUCGGGAUGGAGGUUUGCGAUUUGGAGAAAUGGAGAGGGACUGUAUGAUUUCGCAUGGAGCUGCUUCUUUCUUAAAAGAACGGCUUUGUGAUGUCAGUGAUCGUUUUGAAGUCUUUAUUUGCAAUAGCUGUGGAAUCUUCUGUGCUGGUAAUCGCACGCGCGGUAUUUACUCUUGCCAACUGUGCGGCACGCGUACGGACAUUAGUGCAGUGCAUAUGCCCUAUGCCUUUAAACUACUGACCCAAGAAAUGAUGGCCAUGUGCAUUUCUGUGCAAAUGCGGCUGGAAACCUGGAAGAAGACAUAA
This is a messenger RNA of Nematocida homosporus, 3420 nucleotides long. Its product is annotated as DNA-directed RNA polymerase II subunit RPB2. The record is from RefSeq and is a predicted model, not a curated record. The transcript has a single exon. Gene Ontology annotation, cellular component: RNA polymerase II, core complex. Gene Ontology annotation, biological process: DNA-templated transcription. Bases 1 to 3420 code for a protein of 1139 amino acids. Gene Ontology annotation, molecular function: DNA binding; DNA-directed RNA polymerase activity; ribonucleoside binding. Lineage: Eukaryota; Fungi; Microsporidia.